AUGUCUAAAUUAAUAUUAUUAUUAUUAUUGAUAAUAGUAUAUAUAAUAAACAAUGUUAAUUGUUAUGGUUGUGAUUGUUCAUGUUGUACAGGUUCUGGUUGUACAUUAGUUUAUCAAGGAACAAUAUCAGUAUCAACAUGUGCUUCAACAACAUGUACAGAUGCUUGUAAAUCAAAAUAUAGUACAUGUUCAUCGGGAUCAUCAAGUGCUGUUUGUUCAGCUAGAAGUUUUUUUCAAUUUUAUUCGAUUUUAUUUUUAAUUAUUACUACAAUUAUAUCGAUUUUAUUAUUUAACAAUUGA
This is a messenger RNA of Rotaria sp. Silwood1, 300 nucleotides long. The record is from the annotation of a GenBank genome assembly. NCBI's taxonomy places the organism in Eukaryota, Metazoa, Rotifera, Eurotatoria, Philodinida, Philodinidae.